AUGCCCUCCUCCAGGAAACCUUUCCUCGGCCUACGUGGCAACGCUCUAUCAUGGGCAGUCACAUGUGUGUCGGGCAGCGCCUUCCUGCUUUUCGGCUACGACCAAGGCCUGAUGGGCAGUAUCAUCUCAACGCCGUAUUUCCUCAACGCCAUCGAUAUCAAGUUGACCGAUGCUGAGACCAUCUCCACAAUUGUUUCGAUCUACGACAUCGGCUGCAUGAUAGGAUGUCUCAUCGCGGCCGUUCUCGGUGUCAGACUUGGCCGCAAGCAAAUGAUCACCAUCGGCCUCAGCAUCAUGGUUGUUGGCGCUAUCAUCCAGGCCUCCUCCUUCAGUGUUGCCCAGCUCUGCGUUGGUCGCAUCAUUGCUGGAUUCGGCAAUGGGAUGAACACUGGCAACGUCCCAACCUGGGUCUCCGAGCUUUCGAAAGCAGGCAGUCGAGGAAAAAUGGUGGCAACACAACUCUGUAUCGCCGCCUUCGGUAUCGUCAUUGCCUACUGGAUGAAUUACGGCUUCUUCCACCUGACGGGUCAGAUUGUGUGGCGAUUUCCUGUUGCUUUCCAAGCCUCCUUCGCGCUCGUUGCCCUCGCAUUCCUGCCCUUCCUGCCCGAAAGCCCUCGCUUCCUGCUCGCCAAAGAGCGCUAUGAGGAAGCUGAUGAGGUUCUCGCGGCCCUCGCCGAUGCACCAAUCAACGAUGCUGGAGUGCAAGCCGACAAAGCCGCCAUCUUGACCACCAUCGCACAUGAGGAUGCUAAAGGCCAAUUCAGCUUCCUGUCCAUCAUCUACGACAAGUCCGGACAGAAGAUUAACAUUCGCAUCCUGCUGGCCAUGUCCAUUCAGAUGCUCCAGGAGAUGCCGGGCAUUAACAUGGUGUUCUACUACUCCUCCGUGCUCUUCAUCGGCCUUGGAAUCGCCGAUCAGACGGCCUUGGUGCUCGGAGGCGUGACUUCUGUCUCUUUCUGGCUUGGAUCUGUUCUCGGCAUCUUCCUAGUCGACAAGAUCGGCCGCAAGAAGCUAUUGUACUCCGGAUCGAUCACCAUGCUUAUCGGCUACUGCGUGUAUGCCCCAAUGAUCUCACAUGGAGGGGAUACGCAGCUUUGGGUGGCGUUUGGCGCAACUUGCUUGGUCGUUGCUGCGUGCGGCUGGAGCUGGCUUUCAGUGCCUUGGAUAUACGGAGCAGAACUCCUCCCCGUCCGAUAUCGACACAUUGGCGGUGCUCUCAAUGCCUUCACGAAUUGGACCUUCACCUUCGUCAUCGUGAAGACUGGUCCAAUCGGACUUGCCAACAUCGGCUGGAAGCUGUACAUCGUGUACAUUGUUUUCACGUUCCUGGCACUCCCUGCAGUGUACUUCUUCUAUCCGGAAACCUCAGGCCUCACCUUGGAGCAGAUUGACGGACUCUUCAUCAAAGACCGAGCCCACGAAGUCGACGAGAUCGAAAGAGAGAGAGCAGCCAAGCAUGGAGACGAGAAAGGCAGCAUUAUGGCGGAAGCGACGCAGCUCGCAUGA
Cyphellophora attinorum is the source of this 1506-nucleotide messenger RNA. RefSeq names its product Sugar transporter STL1. The transcript is spliced from 8 exons. Lineage: Eukaryota; Fungi; Ascomycota; Eurotiomycetes; Chaetothyriales; Cyphellophoraceae. Gene Ontology annotation, cellular component: membrane. Bases 1 to 1506 code for a protein of 501 amino acids. Gene Ontology annotation, biological process: carbohydrate transport; transmembrane transport. The record is from RefSeq and is a predicted model, not a curated record. Gene Ontology annotation, molecular function: carbohydrate:proton symporter activity.